Acanthosepion pharaonis is the source of this 489-nucleotide messenger RNA. The record is from the annotation of a GenBank genome assembly. Lineage: Eukaryota; Metazoa; Mollusca; Cephalopoda; Sepiida; Sepiidae.
AUGUUACCAUCGCGACGAGAUAACGGCAAUAUUUGUCAAGAAUUCUUUAGCUCUUUCUUUCUUUUGUGCCCAUUUUAUGAUACCUAUAUAUACACACUUAUCGAUCUCUCUCUCUCUCUCUCUCACUCUGUUUUUGUUUUAUUUCUUCGAACUACUCUUUCACUUCGUCUCUCUCUCUCUCCUUCAUUUUAUAUCUAUCUAUCUAUCUAUCUAUCUAUCUAUCUAUCUAUCUAUCUAUCUCAGUCUGUCCAUAUCUAUCUAUCUCAGUCUGUCCAUAUCUAUCUAUCUCAGUCUGUCCAUAUCUAUCUAUCUCAGUCUGUCCAUUUCUAUCUAUCUCAGUCUGUCCAUAUCUAUCUAUCUAUUCAUUUCUAUCUAUCUCAGUCUGUCCAUAUCUAUCUAUCCAUUUCUAUCUAUCUCGAUCUGUCCAUUUCUAUCUAUCUCUCUGUCCCCCUCCAUCUAUCUAUUUCUAUUGGCUAUCUAUCUAUUUAA